Molecule: messenger RNA, 1219 nt
Organism: Solanum stenotomum
Lineage: Eukaryota; Viridiplantae; Streptophyta; Magnoliopsida; Solanales; Solanaceae
Product: protein POLAR LOCALIZATION DURING ASYMMETRIC DIVISION AND REDISTRIBUTION-like
Exons: 3
Coding region: 45-1049 (334 amino acids)
Biological process (GO): asymmetric cell division
Source: RefSeq, a predicted model, not a curated record
AGAGAGUGAUUUCAGUGUGUUUGGUUAUAAAACAGUAAAUCGUAAUGGGAAGUCGCGAUGAUUAUUGCAGUAUCUCCAUUAUCACAGCUAGGGCUUGUACUGAAAUUAGGAAAAGAAGAUCGGAAACCUGUACCCGGAGUUUUACUACUUGUAUAUCGCCGAGAUGGAUUUUUUCCCGGUGGUUCGAAACAGGGGAGAGAAAUAAGGACGCAGAGAAAGUGAAUCAGCUUCAAUGUGGAAGCACCAGAAAUAAGGGGAAGAAGAAAAAGGAUAAGGAUUCUCUUACGGAAUUCGAUACGAAAUCAUCUACCGUAUUGGAAAAUCCAGGAGGAGAAAAGAAAGCAGAUUCUAUGAACUUAGGCAUUGGAUUUGGUCUAAUUUAUCUGUUCAACUCUACCAAAAAUGAGCUCAACAAGAUCGUUGAGAUUCGUCGAGAAAUGGAAAUCCUGCUUCAUAAUUCCAAGAUGGAAUUACAAAACCAAAGAAGAAUCAGAAGUAAUCCAUCUGGUGCAUCAAAUUUAAGAACCAAAAUCUCAUACUACGAUUCGGAUUGUGUUGAACACUUUACAUACUCAACUGAUAUAGAAGAAGAAUCAGAAAUCACUUGCAGCCAUGAUGAUCACCCUUUAAACUGCAAAUUGAUGAAAGGAAAUGAAAGGAAUUCGGAAAUGAACCAACUUGAAGCAGAGCUUGAAGUCGAAUUAGAACGUUUGCAGUUCCAUUUAGAUUCAGAUAUUAUGUUCAAAUAUCCAACACAACAAGAUGCAGAGAUUAUGGAUGAAUAUAGCUCAGGUGAAGGAAGCCACAGUACAAGCUUUGCAGAAGUCUACAACCCUAACUGUGGAGUUCCUGCAGAAGAAUUGAAGAGGAGGCUGCAUGAGCUUCUACAGACAAGGCAAGAAGAAAGGAUCAAAGAACUGGAGUCAGCUUUAGAAUCCACCAUGCAAAAACUUGCUGAAAAAGAAAAAGAGGUAUGUUGGUGGAGAGACACUGCUAAGGUCAUUUCUCAACAUGCUCCGAGUCGUCGAUCACUUACUAAGUUGGGUUAAAAACCACACUCCACCAACCUUGAAGGAAACUGUCCAAAGCUUUUUUGGAUAGAAAGAACUUAGGAAACAAGGAGGGAAAGUUGAUUGCCUAGAAAAAGUGAACCUUUUUCCAUGUAUACAGUUUCAUGUAAAAGAAGGUGAAGGAAAUAAACCACAACUUAUAUAUCAAA